This is a messenger RNA of Carya illinoinensis, 1125 nucleotides long. Its product is annotated as RING-H2 finger protein ATL5-like. Lineage: Eukaryota; Viridiplantae; Streptophyta; Magnoliopsida; Fagales; Juglandaceae. Bases 142 to 762 code for a protein of 206 amino acids. The record is from RefSeq and is a predicted model, not a curated record. The transcript has a single exon.
AAAAGCAAAACCCGAAACCCGUUUUCUGAGCACAUAGCAUAGGAACCUUCCUAUGCCCUUUCCCCCACCCCUGUAAGUGAUAAAACCACCUAAGCUCUCUUCCCCAAACUCCCAUACCUCUCUCUCUCUCUGUCUCUCUCCAUGGAGGAUGCCCCAAGCUAUGUUCUCAACGGGAAGAUUAUGCUAUGCUCAGUGAUCACUCUCUUCCUUGUGGUACUCAUUAUGGUCUGCUUUCACAGCUACUCUCGAUGCUGCUUUGACACUGACGACAGCAGCCACCGCCGUCGCACCCGCGCCAGCUCUUCUCGCCAUCCAUCAUAUUUUCCCUUUACUACCAACGCCAACACUUCUUCUCAGGCCCUCGACCCCUCCAUCCUCAAAGCACUCCCGACUUUCACCUACUCCUCCAAAGCCCACGACUCUCCGCUGGACUGCGCCGUGUGCUUAUCCGAGUUCGAGGAGGAAGACAAAGGCCGAGUCUUGCCCAAAUGUCAACAUACUUUUCACGUCGAGUGUAUCGAUAAGUGGUUCCAGUCUGUCUCUAAUUGCCCACUCUGCAGAGCCCCGGUUCAGGCCGAUAUUUCUAUGUUGAAGCCAGACAUUUCGGCCGAAACAGAGAACUCACCCGCCAUUCCAGCAACAGAACCCGUUCAGGCAGAAAGGUGUUGGCCGGAUUUUUCACAGCCGCCGAAUCCGGGGCCAUCGGAUUUCCAUGGGAAGCCAUUCGACCUAGUGGGUGUGGUCGUGGAGGUGCCUAGGUAGUGAGGGUCGGAUGAGAUAGGCUCGGGCUCACCGGAGGGAUACGGGUUCAAUGAUUCGGGUAAUCGGGUUCUAUCUUUGAAGAGGAUUUGGAGCAUAUGAUGGAAUAUGAUCUGAUGAUGCGCAUGAAUCGGAAUUUGAACCCCGAGUCAACAAGAAGUGGGAACUUGUUUCGUGUUAGCAUAGGCUCUGUAUCAGAACACGUGGAGGUUGAUUUUGCAUCCGUGGCAAAUGUACGCACAGUUUGAUCUGGGUUUCUAGUUUGGGCUUUUCCUCACUCUUGUGGGAUCAUGAAUUGUAAUUAGUUUGUAUAUCCUUAUUUUGAAGUAAUAAAAGAGGUAAAGUUUUGGAGUUUAACUCCACCAA